AUGAUAAAUACAUUAGAAAGUCUGGCAAAUGAAAUUCUUCUUAAUAUAUUAUCGAAUUUAACAUGGUUUGAAAUGAUAGAAUCAUUUUGGUCAAUUAAUAAACGAUUUAAUUCUCUUGUUUGUUCAAUAUUUUCAAUAAAUUAUGGUAGAAAUAAAAGUGGAAUUAUUAUUAGUGAAACAGAUUUAUCUUUAAAUAAAUAUCAAUCAAUAUUAUUGUCAAUAAUUUCUAAUUCAACUCUUUCUAUUUCUAUACAACGAAUUUAUAUUGAUGGAGCAAAAUCAGUUUUUUUUUAUCUUAUAUCUGAAUGGAUUUUUCAAGAAAAUCUUAUUUGUUUUAUUAAUUUGAAAUCACUUAUUCUAACUCGAUGUUAUCUAUCAGAAAUCUUAAUUAAUAAUUUAUCUUUACUUGUUCAAUAUCAAUUAGAUGAAUUAAUUUUAACAAUUGAUGAAGAUAGUCUUGAAAUGUUUUACUAUGAAUACGAUUCUGGCAAGAAUGCUCGUGAUCAAGUUCAAAAAUUGAGAGUCAUGUAUCAAGAAUUCAUACGUCAACUUUUUUCAUCUAAAUGUCAAUUAACCUCGCUUCAACUUGAUAUUUCACAAGACAAUGAUGUUUUUCAAAUACAUAAAUGUCUUUCAUCAUCAUCUUCUGAUAUUUAUUCAAAUCAAAUCGACAAUCAACUUGUUACUAAUUGUAUGAGUCUUCGUCGUUUACACAUUCAUGUUAUUUAUGGUUAUUUUAUUGAACAUAUUAUUGAACAUGUACCUUCUCUUGAAAUUCUUUCAGUUGUAAUUGGAGAUUCAUUAGCCCAAGAACAAUUAUAUCAUAUGAAGAUUAAAAAGUUCUCGUCAACUAUUGUCAAUUGGUAUGAUAAGGUAAAAUAA
Molecule: messenger RNA, 882 nt
Organism: Rotaria sp. Silwood1
Lineage: Eukaryota; Metazoa; Rotifera; Eurotatoria; Philodinida; Philodinidae
Source: the annotation of a GenBank genome assembly